Messenger RNA from Tigriopus californicus, 3956 nucleotides. It is a transcript of the gene AlaRS, whose product is annotated as alanine--tRNA ligase, cytoplasmic-like. Gene Ontology annotation, biological process: alanyl-tRNA aminoacylation; tRNA modification. Gene Ontology annotation, molecular function: nucleic acid binding; ATP binding; aminoacyl-tRNA deacylase activity. Gene Ontology annotation, cellular component: mitochondrion; cytoplasm. The coding region runs from base 207 to 3860 and encodes 1217 amino acids. The transcript is spliced from 5 exons. The record is from RefSeq and is a predicted model, not a curated record. NCBI's taxonomy places the organism in Eukaryota, Metazoa, Arthropoda, Copepoda, Harpacticoida, Harpacticidae.
CCAGCUUGCCAGCAUGUCAGUUGUUCCUUGAUGGUCAGACAGUCCAAGUUUGCGGCUUCCGUUCCUUGCUUCAACUGAGUCUCGAAGGUGGAAAUUGUUGGCUGGAGGGAAGUGAAUUGCUCUAUCCACCCGCCGCUCAAGUCCAAUCCCACAGCACGCCUGAGCUACUCGGCUAAGACGGAAAUCGUGGUCAGACCAUCUUGAAAAUGUCCGCCCGCGCCCCGCCCCCGACUCAGGCCUCUGAGGUACGUCAGGCUUUCAUGGAUUUCUUCAAGCACAGCCACAAGCACACCUAUUGGCACUCGUCAUCCACCAUUCCCCUGGAUGACCCCACGUUGCUCUUCACCAAUGCUGGCAUGUGUCAAUUCAAGCCCAUCUUUGUGGGCUCCGUGGAUCCCAAUGUGGACAUGGCCAAAUUAAGCCGAGCUUGCAAUUCUCAAAAGUGCAUCCGUGCUGGUGGAAAGCAUAACGAUUUGGACGACGUGGGCAAAGAUGUCUACCAUCAUACAUUCUUCGAGAUGUUGGGAAAUUGGUCCUUUGGCGAUUACUUCAAGACCGAGAUUUGCACCUGGGCCUGGGAAUUCCUCACGGAGGUCUGCCAAUUGCCCAAAGAUCGCUUGUACGUAACCUAUUUCGGAGGCGAGGCUUCGGCCAAUCUGGAACCCGAUCUGGAGUGCAAGAACCUUUGGCUCAGUUUGGGCGUGCCCGAGUCCAAGAUCUUGCCUGGGAAUAUGAAGGACAACUUCUGGGAAAUGGGCGACACCGGACCGUGCGGACCGUGUUCUGAGAUCCACUAUGAUCGGAUCGGGGGCCGAGAUGCGGCUCAUUUGGUGAACAUGGAUGAUCCGGAUGUGCUCGAGAUCUGGAAUCUUGUGUUCAUGCAAUUCAAUCGGGAACAAGAUAAAUCACUCAAGUCCCUUCCCAGGAAGCAUAUCGAUUGUGGAAUGGGUUUCGAGCGGCUCGUGUCCGUCCUUCAAAACAAACGCUCCAACUAUGAUACCGAUAUAUUCGUCCCCAUCUUUGAGGCCAUUCAAAAAGCCACGGGGGUUCCUGCCUACCAAGGGAAAUUGGGGUCCGAGGACCCCGACAAACUGGACAUGGCCUACCGGGUGAUUGCCGAUCAUAUUCGAACUUUGACCAUUGCCUUGGCCGAUGGGGGUCGACCGGACAAUGUGGGUCGCGGAUACGUUCUGAGACGGAUUCUACGACGAGCCAUUCGAUUUGCCACCGAGAAACUGGACGCCAAACCGGGAUUCUUAUCGGGUUUGGUGGAUGAGGUCGUUCAAUUAUUGGGCGAUUCAUUCCCCGAGCUCAAGAAAGAUCCCCAGAGCACCAAAGACAUCAUCGACGAGGAGGAGAUUCAGUUUUUGAAGACCCUGAGUCGCGGUCGGAAGCUGCUCGAUCGCACCAUUGCCAAAUUGCCCGAGGGCACCAAGGUCUUGCCUGGGGACAUUGCUUGGCGAUUAUACGAUACCUAUGGUUUCCCAGUGGAUCUGACUGAACUCAUGUCCGAGGAAAGGGGUCUCAAAGUGGACUUGGAGGCCUAUGAAGUGGCCAAACAAGCCGCUCAAUUAGCCAGUCAAGGCAUCUCUGGCACUGUCGAGGACAAACUUGCCCUGGACGUGCAUGCCAUUACUGAACUAAAUGACAAGUCGGUCGAACCCACUGACGAUCUGCCCAAAUAUGCUUACCAUGCCGAGAGUGACGAUCCCAAGGCCAACUAUGUGUUCGAAGCCUGUCAAGGAAAGGUGGUUGCUUUGAGGAAGGACAAGAAGUUUGUGGACAUGGUCGAAAAUGAGGAAUGUGGAGUACUCUUGGACCGGACUUGCUUUUACGCCGAAUCCGGUGGACAAAUCUUCGAUGAAGGUUUCAUGGUCAAAGAGGGAGACGAGUCCGUGGAGUUCAAGGUGAAGAACGUCCAGGUUCGCGCUGGCUACGUCCUUCAUCAAGGUCACAUCGAAGGCCAGCUCAAAGUCGGAGAAGUGUUGAACCUACAAAUCGAUGCCAUUAGGCGAAAGAACGUGAUGAACAAUCACACGGGAACUCACAUCCUUAACUUUGCUCUGCUAGCCUCUUUGGAUUGCGAACCCGAGCAACGAGGCUCAUUGGUUGCCCCAGAUAAGUUGAGGUUCGACUUCACGGCCAAAAAGGCAUUGACCAUUGAGCAGGUCAAGAAGGUCGAGACCAAGGCCAACGAGAUGAUUGCCAGGAACGAGGAGGUCUUUGCCAAAGAGUCUCCUCUAGCCGUUGCCAAGGCCAUCCUGGGUCUUCGAGCCGUGUUUGACGAGACCUAUCCCGAUCCCGUACGUGUAGUUAGCGUGGGAGUCCCUGUGGAAACCAUGGAAGCGGAUCCCUCCAGUCCUGCCGGGUGCAAGACCUCGGUCGAGUUCUGUGGAGGCACUCAUCUGAAGCGAUCCGGACACACGGGACACUUCAUCGUGGCCUCGGAAGAAGCCAUCGCCAAAGGCAUCCGACGGAUCAUUGCCCUCACCGGACCCGAAGCUGUGAAGGCCAUCCAAAAGGCUCAAUUACUCCAAAGCCAAAUGGAGUCGGUCAAGGCGACCAUCCAAGAUGCCAAAAGCUCGCUCAGCCAAAAGGAGAUGGUCAAGUUGAUCACCGAUCUGACGGAGGAUAUCAACUCAGCUACGAUCCCGUAUUUGCGCAAAUAUGAGAUGAGAAACGAACUCAAGACCGUCAAACAGACCAUUGACGACAAGGAUCGUGCUCGGAAGGCGGCUUUGAUGACGGUAGUGGUCGACUUUUCGAAAGCUCUUCUCACCUUGAACCCUCAUCUACCGUAUCUGGUUUAUGAGCUCAAUGCCUGCGCUCAAAACAAGGUCUUGGAUGGGGCCUUGAAGCAGGUGAAAGCCAUCACGCCCAACAUGCCGGCCAUGUUCUUUUCGGCCGACCCAGACGACGGUAAGAUCCUCUGUAUGGCCCAAGUGCCGAAAGAGGUGAUUGCCAAAGGUCUCAAGGCCAAUGAGUGGUGCCAACAAGUGCAGAGCCUGAUCGACGGUAAAGGAGGUGGGAAGCCUGAAAACGCCCAAGCCAGUGGAUCUAACGUAAGCGGCCUGAAAGAAGCCAUGAAGGCCGCCGAAACCUAUGCCCAAAGCAAAUUGGGCGUGUCCCCACCCGAAAUCAAGCUUCCCGGAAGUGGAGACACAAUGGCACACAAACUCAAAACUCGUGAUGACGAUCCACUGAGGAACGAAACCCAGGAAGAGUCGUCGCCCAUCCGUCUCAAGUGUAUCGACAGUACUCCUUCCUUAGCCAUUAUCGAGGUAGUAUGUCAAUACAUGAAUAUCCCGCUCCAAAAAUUACCGUCCACCAACGGCGAACCGCUUCAACUCGAGAUCGCGCCCAGUUCCAUUCUGACUCAUUCGAUUCCAAUUGCGCUCUUCUUAUGCAGCAAUUCCAAACUCGGAGAUGGGUAUCUGCCCAAUGAUCCAAGUUUGAUCCUCCAAUGGAUGAAUUUUGCCCGGGACACGGUCCAUAAUACAAUGUGCUCAAUCUGUUCCACCUCGACGGAGCAGCAGCAGCAACAGCAACAGCAACAACAACAGCAACAACAACGACAACAACAGGAUCAGCCGCCUCGUUCCACGUGUUCCACGGCAACAAGUUUGGCCGUGGAUCUGAUGGAGACCAUGAAUGGUGUUCUGAGAGAUUCCACGUAUCUAGUUGGCGAACGGCUCUCUUUGGCGGAUGUGUUCAUGGCCAUUGAAUUUCUACCAUUGUGCCAAAAUGCUGGAUCGGAAUGUAGUCGAGAGCGAUUUCCCAAUCUCCUACGAUGGCUCAAUACGUGUAUCCAUCGGAAGGAAUUCGUUCGAGUUCUGGGAAACAUUCCUCGAUUGUCUUGAAUUGAAUAUGUAAAGGAUGGAAUCAAAUCAACCGUCGACGACGAUGAUGUUGUUGAAUAAGAUAAUAAAUGGAGAAAAGUAUCAGGCGAGUCUUCC